AUGGCUACGGGCAAGCGCAAGAGACAGGACCUGACUGGGACCCUGAGUACCUUGAAACAGUGGAGUGGCACAGAAGAGGAAGAAAUCAAACUUUUCGAGAACCACACCUGUUUCAGGUCGGUCGACAGCAAGACCCAAUUCGACGUGGACGUCACAAUUCUCGACUACAUGGUCUACAAGUGCAUCAAAUCACUCAUCAAGGCUCGUGAGAAUGAGCUGAACGGCGCAAAGCCGCAUUGGAAUAUCGCCUCGGGAGAACUCGAAGCAGUCCAUGAAUGGCUCGGUCUCUUGAAGCCAGCUUUAGAAAAUCGAAAGCUUCCUACUGACGCGGAAUACCGUCUUCGCCUGCUCUAUACCACCUCAAUAUUUACAUGUAGGUACCGCGCAAACUUUAUAAGUGACUCAGCAUUACAAGACAUCCGACGCAGUAACUCAAAUCGAUUAAAGGAGCGGGAAGAUGGUUACGUGCACUCACAUGUACUCAUGAGCAAAUACUUCCCUUUAGAGGAGCAGAUACGCUAUCAAUACGUGAGCUUUCUGGUGAAUGAUCUUCAGUCGAAUCACAGGUAUGACCUAAGGUCUGAUGUCGAACAUGUUUAUGCGAGUCUACGCGAUAUUCUGGUGAUAUUCCUUGAACAGACACUCGCACGCACGUACCGAUACGCAGGGGAGAUAAACGAGCGUUUACUCGAACUGUUUGGUGAAUGGAUGCUUCAAGCAAGUGUGGAAUCGUACCUUCAUCUCGGCUCACAUGGUUCCGAACCUCUGAACGAAAUUUUUGCGUUUGGUUUUGGGACGUGUAGUCUCGAAGAGAGACCCAGUGUGCAAGAGCUCUUCUGUGACGAUGAAGCGGCUCUACAAGAGUCUCCGAUGUGGACAGAUAUACGGCAGAGAUACAUGAAUAAGGCGGUUUUGCUGCUUGAGGCCGCUGUCCGUGAGGGAAUGCACUUACCGAGCGAAAGCUAUCCUGUGCGCGCGUUCGAGCUGAAGGUGCUCAGUUAUCUCAAGGCACUUUCGAGAGAAAUAGUAUUACCUGAUCUACAACAAGUGAUUGCAGGUAAGAUCGAUAUCGAAGGGAUAUCCAGUUCCGAAUCAAAACGGGUUAUCGAUCGGAUACGUCCGAGCUGUCAGGCGGGGUCAUGA
Pseudovirgaria hyperparasitica is the source of this 1143-nucleotide messenger RNA. RefSeq lists its product as uncharacterized. The transcript has 3 exons. NCBI's taxonomy places the organism in Eukaryota, Fungi, Ascomycota, Dothideomycetes, Acrospermales, Acrospermaceae. The coding region runs from base 1 to 1143 and encodes 380 amino acids. The record is from RefSeq and is a predicted model, not a curated record.